UCUUUACCGUACGUCAGGCCGCGCUGACGUCAACACGGAGCCACGCUGCACGACCCGUCCAAACAACUUUUCCAGAACAACUCAGCACAACGCGUUCAGUCGUCUAAAGAGCUGAAAUUGAACAAAGUAGCCCGGAAACAGCAGCCGGAGACGUGCUUGGGAAUCAGCUGGACUACUUAAUUUGGACUUUGGAGUGUAUAUAGUUGAAGUUGGUUUCAAUUUAUAUAUUUAACUCAACAACUGGCGUCUUUUUUUGGAAGUUAAGAUGAGGAAUCUGCGGUUGUUGUUCAUCGUCGGGCUGGCGACUGGUUUUAUCAGUGAAAAACUCUUUGUCUCCUCGCAGACAACCUUCUCCGCGACAGAUGACCUGUACCUAGAGGGCCGAUCGUCGGGUGACCUCCCUAUAGAUGACGAAGAUGGUGACGGUUCAGGCUCUGGAUCUGGAGACUAUACUUUCAGCAACUUCACAGUUGAAGAGGAGAACCUCUGGAGGUUCCUCAACUUCUCUGAGACCACAGUCUCCAAAGGAAUGGUUCCAACUGGACCACCACCAUCAGCCUCUCCUCUCAACCCAUCAACCACAGCAGCAACCAGAAUGAAGGACGCAGAGACGACAACAUUCAUAUUGCCUAAUGUGGACAACCGUGAUGAGGAGGUUGCAGGUCCAGCAGCUGAUGGGUUCACACAGAGCCCCAGUACCAGCUCCACCACCAUGCCUCCCAGUGAAACUACUGUAACCAAAUUCAGCAUAGACAUCACUGUGUUCAAUCACACCGAUGAGGACAACAGUCUGGAUAGAUGGGAUGUCUCGACAACCAAAAACCAUGGAGGUGAAGUCCAGGUCGAAAAUGAUAUUCUGGCAAAAAAUGGCAGAGGCAGCAGAAUGUAUGAGGUGGACUCUCCUGAGAAUGUGACCUCAGAGAACAUGUGGGAGAGGACAGAAGUGCUGGCAGUGAUAUCAUGUGGAGUGGUUGGACUCCUCUGUGCAGUUUUCCUCCUCCUCUUCCUCGCCUACCGUAUGAAGAAGAAGGACGAAGGUAGCUACAACCUGGGAGACACCAAAGUUUCCACAACAGCCUAUCAAAAAGCACCCACCAAAGAGUUCUACGCCUGAACUCGCCAACAGGGACAUUAAAUUAAGUCUUUCCCCCCAAUCACAACUACAAAUGGAUUUAUAAACAACUGAAGAUGAUUCCUCUGGCUGAAGUUUAAAGUCAAGCCCUCGAGUGCCUGUGGAGCAGGAUUGCUUGUUCUCCAGUGCUCCCACUUAAAAACAGAAAAGAACAAAAAAAACCUUCCUCCUCUGCUACAGUUUCACGUCUUUCUUUAUGAUGAUCAGUGUUUGAAGAAGAUGUCAUACACAAAAACACAUUCCUUUCAUUACAUUCUGGGGAAGGAGUUGGACAUUAAAUACACAUUUUAAAUUUCAAGAAAGGAACAUUUUCUAGUGUCAAGAUGGAUCCCAACUGUUCUAGUCCAGGACUACUUCAAAAUAUUGAAAACACUGCGCUUUACUUCUCUUGAGCCACACACGGCGGGACUUGGUUCUGCAUUGUGGAUAAAUCCAUUGUCCCAUUUGGCAGAGCUCCAGUCUGAACUAUCCCAGCUCGGCUUAGCAACAUAGAUGAAAUUCAAAGAAACGUAUGAACAGCCUUAACACAUUUUAAAUGCUGUUAUUUGGAAAGGUAUCAGAUAUGGAAUUAUUAUUAUUAUUAUCAAGGGCCUUUGAAAAAUGUAAACUCUUUUCCCUUUUUUUUAUUUGAAGUCCCAAUGACUCGGUAUUUUACCGUGUUACAUUUCAUUUUCUGUACGCUUUCUUCGCCAAAUUGAAGAUUUUUGUUGAUAUAAGAAAUCCAUGUUUUUUUCAUAUGCUCUCCAGUAUUGUUAUGACAUAUUUUGUUACUCUGUAGGUACAUAUUUGUGUUGUAUUUCUUCACAGAUAUUUGACAUUUAUAGAACUGACCAAAUAUAAAUGUGCUUUAAUUGUUUUCGGAAAGUUAUUUUUAGUAGCAAUGUGUUUGUUAAGAGAUUUCCACAAGACUUUUUUAAUAUUCUUACAGUGGUCGCUUUGUCCUUAACCUUGCAUCCAACAUUAGUAAUAUUUUCAGGACUAUUUAAUGACUUGAGUGCCUGUAGAGCAGGAUUGCUACUUUAGAGCCAAGAUUAAUGACUAUAAUUCAGAAACCGUAGACAUGACCAACGUUUUCUGAAGCGGCCAAAGCACAUUCCUUUCUCACUGUCAACUGUAUACAGCUAUAGCAAGCGUGAACUCAAAGGGACUGUGACAAUGUACAUGACAGGACUAUCCCAAAGAAGUCAUUUUUUUUGCACAAUUUUUAAUUAGUUACAAUGUAAGAUAGUGUAAGCAUGUCAGAUGUAAAACGCAUCAAACCAACCAAAGGAGUAUGGGAGCUUCCAGACGUGAGAGACUUCAUACAUGAGGCAGUUAAACCACACGGGGGUAUUCCCCUUCUUUUUUUUGCGCAUAAUUGUUAUUCGUAUAGAGCCUGUUAAAUAUAUGUUAGUUAAAAUAUAGGGCAUUUGUAGUCUGUGAUCAAUUUUAACACCAAAUAUUAACUGCUUAUUAUGUGUCAAAGAAUACUUUUCACAUCAGCCUCUUAUUGAAAUGGGACAACUGUUGAUGCAGCGCUAUCUGUGGCCUUACAAUCUCUGUGAAAAGGUCAAAUAAAAAAACUUUGGUUAUCAAAAUGACUGGAAUACAUACAGGGAAGUAGGGCAACUGGAAUCCACCGUGCUUCACAAAACAUUGUCUAUUCAUUCACGGUUGUUUUGAGCUUCGAGCUGUACCUCAACUGGAAUAUUUCUGUUCCAGUGUGGUUUCAGAAGAAUUUGUCACCCUUCCUUACCAAAAGAAAUGUCAGAGAAAUGUCUGACAUAAACCUUACUCAGAGGAUUGGGGAAACGGGUUACUACUUACAGAUGAUGACACACAAUAACCUCUCUCUACCAGGAGCUCUGUAAAUGUAUACGGUAUGUUGAUACUAUAGUGUAUAUGUAUUAAUUUAUACUUGCUCAGACUAUAAUCCAGGUUAAAAUGUCAAUGACAAAUUGGGAUUGUAUUGUAUUUACACAUGAUCGAAACCUCUUUUUGCCUACUGCUCUGUUUUAUUUUUUAAUAUUUAUGUUUUUAGUGUAUUUGUCAAGUCUUGGUUGAAUUAAUUUUUUAUUUCAAUAUCCGUUGUCUCGCUUUUUACAAAUAUUUUCUUUUAUAUGAAUGCAUUCAAUACAUGAUUUAAAUAAUAAUACCUUCUUUGUAAAUAUAUAGAAUAUUUCAUAUUCCCUUUAAUCAAAGUUGAAUAUGAAUUGACUCAAGCCUCGAUUUGAAAGAAUAAACACCUACACAGUGGUGGGGACCAACACAUGAGGUGGUCAACAGGGAAACGUCUUGCUGAAAUCAUGUAUCUUACAAGGUUCACUACUGUAUAAAAGAUGUGGCUUUAAUGCAA
Messenger RNA from Cyclopterus lumpus (lumpfish), 3467 nucleotides. Its product is annotated as syndecan-2-like. Lineage: Eukaryota; Metazoa; Chordata; Actinopteri; Perciformes; Cyclopteridae. The record is from RefSeq and is a predicted model, not a curated record. Gene Ontology annotation, cellular component: membrane; cell surface. Gene Ontology annotation, biological process: cell migration. The transcript has 5 exons. Bases 266 to 1114 code for a protein of 282 amino acids.